AUGCGACGAAUGAGGAACAAGUCGGUUACACAUGAAGUCUGGGCUGAGAUGUGGCAGCAUCAUUCUGAGUAUGAGAAACAUUGGGUUGAGACCUUGAAGCGGCAUGUGGUCGGAGAGUAUGAUGCAGGCUGCGCGGCGCCAGUCGAAGAGGAGAAAUGCGUUGCAUUAGACGGCGAGCAGCCCGCGGCAGCCGUGCUGGAUCAAGCGAUUGAAGUCCUAUUCAAGCGUGGCUGGCUGAAGAAAGCAACUGACUCUGAAGCCUCCACAUCCAGGUCCAGGAGCAGGUCGCGAGGGGUGGCUCGGCGAGGCGCCGGUGGCGGCUCAGCGCUGCGGAGUUUGCAUGAACGCUGCGCCAACCCGGCGUGCUGGUACCAGGUUUCCCAAGACGCGGAUGGCGGCGGGUAUUGCUGUAGGAAAUGCCACUGGCGCCAUGUCACGGGCUCCAAGUCGGGCAAGAAUCACAACAAGGAGUGUGCGAAGUUGGUUGCGUCUUCGGCUGCACCUCGGGCGGCUGCCGUUGCUCCGGCACAGGACUACGUCAGCUCCGCGCAAUCACAAGAGGCAGAGGUUCGUCCGCUGGCCCAGGCUGACAUGGACACUGGCGCAGUCAACGACGCGGUGGCUGAGGAUGCAGCAAGGUCCUCGGACCAGGCAGCCAGCGGUACAACUUCAGGCAUGCCAAGUCGGGUUGACCUUACAGAGACCGUGAACAACGCGACCAGCAUUUACUUUUGGCAGAAGCUGGCCUGCGCCAAUCCGAACUGUCCUUUUCUCGCCAGCUCAGACCGCUUGGACGGAGGCUACUGCUGCAGCAGGUGCUACUGGCGGUCGGUGGCUCCUUCCUCGGCAAACAAAAACAAACGGCACACUGCAGGAUGUGCAAAAGCCUAUCCCGAGCAAUCUGGCGGAGCCCGGGCACCUCCCGAUCCACCGGCAGAGGCAAUACUAUGUGGUGCCCAGUCCGAGUCUUCUAGCAAGUGUCGCAACGAACCGGUUGGCGUUGCAGACGCAGUGACAGAAGUGACCCAGGCAACGCAGGACCUGACAUCAUCUUCUGUUCAGCCGCCCGAUACAGUCCCUAACGACCUGCAGGGCUUAUGA
Molecule: messenger RNA, 1101 nt
Organism: Symbiodinium natans
Lineage: Eukaryota; Dinophyceae; Suessiales; Symbiodiniaceae
Source: the annotation of a GenBank genome assembly